Molecule: messenger RNA, 2050 nt
Organism: Exophiala viscosa
Lineage: Eukaryota; Fungi; Ascomycota; Eurotiomycetes; Chaetothyriales; Herpotrichiellaceae
Exons: 4
Coding region: 351-1985 (544 amino acids)
Biological process (GO): regulation of DNA-templated transcription
Molecular function (GO): DNA-binding transcription factor activity, RNA polymerase II-specific; zinc ion binding
Source: RefSeq, a predicted model, not a curated record
CCGAGCCAUUCAAGCAUCUCCAAUGUCCAAAAAAAGGUAGGGAAAAACAUAUCACCGUAUCGUAAAGUCAAAGACCUUCUGGUCCAUGGACUACCCUUGUCGCCAGUAGCCUUGUGCGGGUCUACAUCAGUCUCAGCCCCAUCCCUAUGUCGCGGUGAUGCCUUAACGACCGGAUUGCAGUGUGCGAUUCCUUGCGGGCGUCCUUAAGAUCCUUCGACAUCAGAAGUUCGUGUGGUGUUUCUUGGGUGAUGAUGGAUGGCAAUAAAUGGCUCUCUGUCGCGGUUGAAACAGUGGAGUGUGUCAAAUUUCGAAUAAUCCAUUGAAGAACAAAACCACCAUCAAGCAUUGAGAUGCCGAACGUUGGGAGGCCCAGCCGUGACUGCCACCUUUGUAGGCAGCGCCGAGUCAAAUGUGAUCUGCGCCAGCCAGAGUGUGAAAGAUGCAUCAAACUGGGUAGAAGGUGUCCAGGGUAUCGAGAUGAAUUCGAUUUUAUGUUUCGUGUCGAAGACCCAACUUCCUUCGCCGAAGGUGUCAGUCGCGAUCGCCGUCGAAGACGUGGAGCAAAUACGAAGCAGUCCUCCAGCCGCCAUACUUCAAAGUCGCCAGCCAACACAUCCGACUUGGGAACGUCGAUUGCACCGCAGGGCCAAGUGACCUUGUAUGGAUCAAGCUCUCAUGGUCAAGGCACGCCAGAAUCAUCUCCCCCCAAGGCGGAUCUAGCUAUGCAGCUGGCGGAUUCAGUGGUAGCGUCGGCAUCACUUGUAUUGCCGCCUCAACCACUGAUCGAAUCCUGGGAUACCGACAUGAUGCCCUUUUGCUUCGACAACUUGAUGCAACGCAGACCGCAGACACAGCUCUAUUUUCUGGGCUUUCUGCCUGACAUGGUAGUAGAACUGGGACGAGACUCUCCUGUUGGACUGGCUUGCCAGGCAAUAUCCUGGGCUUUCCUGACCAACAGGACAAGGGCCCCGGAAGCUGUGUCGAAGCGUACAAUGACAUACGGCCAAGCAUUGACUAUGACCAACGUCGCGCUCCGGGACCCGUCCCUGCAGGCUCGAGACGAUACGCUUGCGUCCGUUUGGUUGUUGAGUCUCUACGAGUUGCUUGUGGGUUCAUCGACCACACAGCUCCAUGUUGGUCCCGCCACCUGGAACUUGCAUACGCAAGGUCUUACGAGUUUGCUGCGACUUAGAGGUCAUAUGCGUUUCAAUUCUGUUGCCGGGCGCAACCUGUUCUGGCUGGUGUACAGUUCCAUCCAAGUCCGAUGUCUGAUCGUUGGCUCUGAAUGUCCGCCGGAGUCGUUAACAUGGUUUCGCGAACUGGAGAAAGAUCUUGCAGAUGAGGAUUUGCCCUCGCUCGAGGUAGCCAUCUAUGGCUAUCAUGUCGCUGCGCUAUGUGCAAGGAUUCGAGACAUGCUCGAGGCAGACAAAAUCGAUUUACCCACGCUUGCAGUCUCAGUGUGCGAGGAAGCCGACCGCCUCGAUGCCGAUGUGUAUGAUUCUUCCAUCCCACGCCCGGUCACUUAUGAAAGGCAUACCCCAGAGAGGCUAAACGACAACCCAGUGCCUGAUCUGCGGGCCAUUACCAGUCGAACAUCCUACUGUGCCUUCAGACUGAAACUCCACCUUUGCCUCUGGGAGCUUCUAGCGAAAACUCAGGCUGUUUUCCCGGAGCUUGAAGUGGAAUUGGUUGAACAACGACUUCAGCGACAUACACUGCAGGUUCAGACGGUAGCUGAUGAACUGCUAGCGAGUGUACCGAAUGUGUUUUGUUCAGAUGAUGAUACAGAUCAAGGCAGGAACAGGAGGCCAAGAUAUUGGGUGGAUGCGCUUCGUCUGCUAUGGCCACUACGACUUGUGGUCUUCUUCAACCCAACAAGACCAGAUCAGAAGCAGUCGGCUGGUGCAAUCCUCCGCCGGAUACGAGAAAAGCUAGGGGUUGAACAAGCAACAAAGACAUUCGUCAGAGGGCGGCAGACGAGAUGAGCUUGAGUACUUGAAAGAAAAACUUUGCUUUCAACAAACGAAAGAAGAAAGCAACGAAAACAACC